Molecule: messenger RNA, 447 nt
Organism: Neolamprologus brichardi
Lineage: Eukaryota; Metazoa; Chordata; Actinopteri; Cichliformes; Cichlidae
Source: RefSeq, a predicted model, not a curated record
GAUACCCAUUACCCAAUGUGGCACUCAAAGGAGAAGCUACCCAGUCAUCUACACUCUCUUUUGCCACUGCGUCCAAAGCCAUCGAUGGCAGACGGAACUCGUUCUAUAGCAAUGGGUUCUGUAGCCACACGGCUGAAGACGAGACCAACCCCUGGUGGAGGGUGGACCUGCAGCGAAGCUUUACAAUCACUGCUGUAAAAGUCACCAACAGAGGAGACUGCUGUGCUGAAAGACUGGAUGGAGCUGAGGUCAGAAUAGGAAACUCACUGGAGAACAAUGGAAACAAUAAUCCCAGGUGUGCUUCCAUCUCACAUAUCAAAGCGGGUAAAACCUACACAUACCAGUGUGAUGGAGGCAGCAUGGAGGGUCGCUUUGUGAACGUGUUUCUUCCUGGACAGAAGAAGACUCUCACCCUGUGUGAAGUGGAGGUGUAUGCUGCCCCAGCAG